GAGAGAGGGCCUCGCCUUGUUGAGACAGCGCGUAUGCCCACGGCUCUACGAGAGCGUUAAGAGACAGCAAUUGCGGCAAUGGUCUGACUGAUACACUCCCAUGGCCAUGAGCUGAUUUCGUGUGGAAGUCUUAGCUCUAUUUGUAUAUUUAUGACCGGUUGUUGGCACGUUGUCUCUCCUUAGUUUGUCAAACUACUCAAAGGCAAAGCCUUUAUCCUUUUUCAGUUUUCUUGUCGAUCUUCCACCACUCAAACUUAAAAACCCAGAAUUUCUAGUGCCUUCAAAAUAUCCCAGGAAGCAGAUCCUUGUUGGAUUCUUGGGUUAUCCUGAAUCCUGAUGCUACGCCAUUAGAACUCUGAAGGGCGCAACUUUAUUUCACUUUUACCAGCAAUGGUCUCGCUUUCGCAGUCAACUACCUUCCUCCUCAUCAUUUUCUUCUUUAUAUUCAUUCUCAUUCCGAUCACACAAGCUAUUCCUUUCAUCGUAUUGCACGGUAUUAGUGAUAAAUGCAGCAACCGAGGAAUUACUCAAUUCACUGAGCUUUUAAGUGACUGGUCUGAUUCUCAAGGCUACUGUGUGGAAAUUGGAGAUGGAGCAUGGGAUUCAUGGACUAUGCCCCUUUUGGAACAGACAUCAAUUGCUUGUGAGAAGGUGAAGAAUAUGACUGAACUUAGCGAGGGUUACAACAUAGUUGGACUCUCUCAGGGUAACAUGAUUGGUCGAGGGAUUAUUGAAUUUUGUGAUGGAGGACCCCCUGUCAAGAAUUUCAUAUCAUUGGCAGGGCCCCAUGCUGGUACUGCUUCAAUUCCUUUCUGCGGAUCUGCUCUGAUAUGCAUACUUCUUGAUAGCUUAAUCAAGUCGGAAAUCUAUAGUAACUAUGUCCAGGAACACUUGGCUCCCAGUGGUUAUCUUAAAAUUCCUACAGACUUGACUGACUAUCUCAAAGGAUGUAGAUUCCUCCCAAAACUCAACAAUGAACUCAACGGUACGAGAAAUUCCACUUACAAGGAACGGUUUGCCAGUUUACAGAAUCUGGUCCUUAUCAUGUUCGAGGAUGAUACAGUUUUGAUACCUAAGGAAACAUCCUGGUUUGGUUAUUAUCCGGAUGGGUCCUUUGAUUCUGUAUUACCUGCUCAAGAGACCAAGCUCUACAAGGAAGAUUGGAUCGGUUUGAAAACCCUAGAUGAAGCUGGAAGAGUUAAAUUCAUAAAUGUGUCGGGUAACCACCUGCAAAUCUCAAAAAGUGACAUGAAGAAGUACAUAGUACCAUACUUGGAGGACCAAGCAUCAACAGAGCAGACAGUGACACAAUCUUCAUCUUACCAAUGGCUUUCAGGACUCUGGUACUCAUUUAAGGGUCUAAUUGGCCUCAAUGAGGAUCAACCUUUGCUGCAUAUCAUGUACUAAACCAACCCAGUGCUAUUGUUUUGCCUGAAUAAGAUGAAGUGAAAUACAGUAGGGGUCUAUUCUAUCCACAUUGCUCUUGAUUUUAACCCUGACCACUAUUAUUUCAACUGGAAUUUGUCCAAUCAGAAUUUGAUAUUCUGAUGUGUGACAAAUGUAAGCUUAGUAUA
Theobroma cacao (cacao) is the source of this 1574-nucleotide messenger RNA. RefSeq names its product alpha/beta-Hydrolases superfamily protein. NCBI's taxonomy places the organism in Eukaryota, Viridiplantae, Streptophyta, Magnoliopsida, Malvales, Malvaceae. The record is from RefSeq and is a predicted model, not a curated record. Gene Ontology annotation, molecular function: palmitoyl hydrolase activity; thiolester hydrolase activity. Gene Ontology annotation, cellular component: intracellular membrane-bounded organelle.